This is a messenger RNA of Penaeus vannamei (Pacific white shrimp), 1702 nucleotides long. The record is from RefSeq and is a predicted model, not a curated record. Lineage: Eukaryota; Metazoa; Arthropoda; Malacostraca; Decapoda; Penaeidae.
CGCGUGUCGCCGUGUCUCUCGCAUCAGCUGUGGUGAGACAAUCGAAGAAGGAGGACUACGCAAUGGUUUACGGGGAGGCAGUACAAGUUGCUAAGGCAAAGUAUCCGAAGUCUGUGACGAAGACGAUCAAAUAUGGGACCGCGGGAUUCAGAACCAAAGCAGAUGAGCUGGACUUCAUCAUGUACCGUAUGGGCCUGCUGGCAACGCUGCGAGCUCGUGAUACAAAAGCUGUGAUUGGAGUGAUGAUCACGGCUUCACACAACCCAGAGCCCGACAAUGGGGUCAAGCUGAUCGACCCAAUGGGAGAGAUGUUGGCGCCGGCCUGGGAGGCUCAUGCAACAACCCUUGCCAAUGCCACUGAUGAUGGCAUUGCAGAGGCCAUGGCCACCAUUGCUAAGGAAGCUGGGGGCAUUAAGGAGGACGAGAAGGCUUUAGUAUUUGUUGGGAGAGAUACCAGGCCAAGCAGUGACAGACUGCGUGAUGCUGUUGUUGCUGGUGUCAAGGCAGCUGGUGGCGAAGUGAAAGACUUUGGAGUUGUGUCAACACCAAUCCUGCAUUUUGUGGUCACAUGCCAUAAUGAUGGUGGACAGUACGGUGAGCCCACUGAAGAGGGCUAUUACAAAAAGAUUGCCCAAGCCUUUGCAAAGCUGCGUGUGUCUGGUGCCAGUAGAGGCAGUUAUGAACCCACGAUUCUAUUUGAUGGGGCUAAUGGGGUUGGUGCAAUUAUGAUGGAGAGGUUUAUACCGUAUCUUGGUGAUUCCAUCAAGUCAACCAUGUACAACAAGGGGGAAGGUGUCCUGAACCAUCUCUGUGGGGCAGAUUAUGUGAAGGUGCAGCAGAAAUGGCCUGAAGGUGUUCCACAGGCACAGAAUAGUAGGUGUGUGUCUGUAGAUGGUGAUGCUGAUCGUGUUAUCUAUAGUUUCAUUGACAAAAAUGGGAAGUACUCUAUGUUGGAUGGAGACAAAAUUGCUACACUUGUUGCUGGAUACUUCCAAGAACUACUGAAAGCAUCAGGCCUCACGCUAAAGCUGGGCCUUGUGCAGACUGCCUAUGCAAAUGGAGCCUCCACUGCCUACAUCACAGAAAAACUAGGUGUGCCAGUUGCAUGCGCAAAGACAGGUGUCAAACAUUUGCAUCAUGUUGCUCUACAGUUCGACAUUGGUGUUUACUUUGAAGCCAAUGGUCAUGGAACAGUCAUCUUCAGCAAAAAUGCCCGAGAGGCUAUUAGAAAUGCUGCUCAAGCAAAUGAAAGUGCUCAGAAACUUUCUCAAGUGAUGGAUGUGAUUAAUGAGACAGUUGGAGAUGCCAUCUCUGACAUGCUGCUUGUAGAGACUGUACUCCAUGCUCGAGGGUGGUCGAUAGAGGACUGGAACAGCGCUUAUGCUGAUCUGCCUAACAGGCAGAUGAAGGUUACUGUUGCUGACCGAGCAGUCAUCACAACCACAGAUGCUGAAAGAGUCUGCGUCACUCCUGCAGGUCUCCAGGACACCAUAAACAGCAUAGUGGCCAAUUACCCCAAUGGACGGUCCUUUGUGCGUCCUUCCGGCACUGAAGAUAUUGUUCGUGUGUAUGCUGAAGCCUCAACACAGGAAGGGGCUGACAACCUCGCCAUUGCUGUAGGGAAUGCUGUAUAUGAACAAGCUGGUGGUGUUGGAGAUCGGCCAAAGAUCUAAAUAAUUUUAUUUAUAAAUAUGUAUACAUA